Molecule: messenger RNA, 531 nt
Organism: Paramecium octaurelia
Lineage: Eukaryota; Ciliophora; Oligohymenophorea; Peniculida; Parameciidae
Source: the annotation of a GenBank genome assembly
AUGCCAUUCUUCAUAAAUCGUAGAUGGACAAUCUUGAUUCAUAUAAUAGGGAGGAGGAAAGAUUCGGAGAUAUAACUUAUGCAGUAGGAUUGGUCUGAAUAUAUAAGAACAGCAAGAGAAGACUUAUAGUUUAGGGAACAAGGAAAGCAGAGAAAGAGUAAUUAAGGAGUUAGUCUAGGAAGAAAUACAGUAAGGUAUUUAAGGUAUUGGAGAAACACUUAAAGGAUUAAGAUGUAAAAUAGCUUGGAAAUCCUGUCAGACGCGGAUUCAGUUAAGAGCCAACGGAUGUUCAGAAAGAUGAAGAUCGGCUCCCUAGAUUGUAUAGUUGUUCAAGAAAAAAGUAUAGUAGAAAAAGAGGCAUUGAUAUAAUAAAUUUUUAACCAAAAUCGAUUAAGCUCCUAAGUAGGAAAAUAAGAACAUCUCUCUAGUACCAGAGAAUAUUUUCCUCGAAGAUUGAGGAAACCAUAAUUACCUUAAGCAUUUCGUCAAAUUGAAUUGAAAAUUCCUAGAGAGACCAAAGAAAAGAACUGA